Molecule: messenger RNA, 1281 nt
Organism: Spinacia oleracea (spinach)
Lineage: Eukaryota; Viridiplantae; Streptophyta; Magnoliopsida; Caryophyllales; Amaranthaceae
Product: 4,5-DOPA dioxygenase extradiol
Exons: 3
Coding region: 174-1106 (310 amino acids)
Molecular function (GO): ferrous iron binding; zinc ion binding; dioxygenase activity
Source: RefSeq, a predicted model, not a curated record
AAAAAUGGAUUAAUUUUUAUUUUUUAUUUUUUAUUUUGGGGACUUUUAAAUUGGGUUGGUCAAUGAUUCGUGCACAUGAAUCGCGUGAUCACAAGUGUGAAUGCAAUAUGGUCAUUUUCAGAGGGAUUUUAAUAUUUAAUGAUAUGCGGUUCUUCGAAUGGUGAUUUCCUAACAUGAUCCUCCAUAAUUUCCAACAACCAUCAACGCUUCUUCUUCAAAUUCCUUCAUUUUCAGCAACCCCAGAAAUCAAAAGAACUUUUCUCAAAUCCAAAUUCCCGAAAAACUCAAACUUGAAAAUAAUGGCUGGUCAAGAAAGCAUCAAAGAAACGUUUUUUAUAUCCCAUGGAACUCCAAUGAUGGCAAUUGAUGAGUCAAAACCUUCGAGAAAGUUCCUUGAAAGUUGGAGAGAGAAAAUCUACUCCAAAAAACCAAAGGCUAUUCUCGUCAUUUCUGCUCACUGGGAAACUGAUUCCCCUUCUGUUAAUUCUGUUGAUGUCAAUGAUACUGUCUAUGAUUUUGGUGGCUUCCCUGCUCGCUUGUAUCAGUUCAAGUACCCGGCUCCAGGGUUUCCAGAUUUGGCUAAAAGGGUACAAGAACUUCUUACUGCAUCAGGGUUCCAAUCUGUGCACACUGACAAGAAACGCGGGCUUGAUCAUGGUGCGUGGGUGCCUCUGAUGCUGAUGUAUCCUGAGGCUGACAUCCCUGUUUGUCAGCUCUCUGUCCAAUCACACUUGGAUGGAAAACACCACUUUAACUUGGGACGAGCAUUGGCUCCCUUGAAGGACGAAGGUGUACUCAUCAUUGGUUCUGGAAGUGCAACACACCCUUCGAAUGGUACCCCUCAUUGUAAUGACGGAGUUGCUCCGUGGGCUGCAGAUUUUGAUCUCUGGCUUGAAACAGCUCUGACUAGUGGAAGGUAUGAAGAAGUGAAUAAAUGUGAAAGGAAAGCACCAAACUGGAAAUUGGCACAUCCAUGGCCAGAGCACUUCUAUCCACUGCAUGUAGCUAUGGGAGCUGCUGGUGAAAAUUCGAAGGCAGAGCUCAUCCAUAACAGCUGGGAUCAUGGCACCAUGUCGUAUGGCUCCUAUAAGUUCUCUCCCAACUGAUCUUUUUACCUUUGUAACACUAGUGUUGUUGAAUUAUCUUUUUAGCCCCAUUGAUAUUGUUGUCAACAAUGAAUAAAUCCGAGCAGCAGAGCGACUAUGCUUGAGUGCUAAAUUCCUUAUAUUGUUCGAUAUAUACGCCAUAUUUAGUAAUGGAAUUGGACUUGUUGAUAUGAAA